This is a messenger RNA of Ananas comosus (pineapple), 372 nucleotides long. Its product is annotated as tRNA (cytosine(34)-C(5))-methyltransferase-like. Gene Ontology annotation, biological process: RNA methylation. The coding region runs from base 1 to 372 and encodes 123 amino acids. Lineage: Eukaryota; Viridiplantae; Streptophyta; Magnoliopsida; Poales; Bromeliaceae. The transcript is spliced from 5 exons. Gene Ontology annotation, molecular function: methyltransferase activity. The record is from RefSeq and is a predicted model, not a curated record.
AUGCCGAUUCGCCUUCGCGUUGAUCUACUGCUCCUUGUAGAUCUCCUCAUCCUCCUCUUCCUCGUCGUCCGCGUCAAUGGCCAAUUUAUUCAGGACAUUCGAUCACAGUUGGAAAAUGACUUCAUGAAAUCACUGCAGGCUGAGGUAACAGAUGAUUAUGAAGCGGAAGCUAUUAGACCAUUGUCAUGGUAUCCAGGGAACGUUGCGCGGCAUUUGAACUUUUCUCGUAUGCAACUUAGAAAGAACCAGGCACUUGAGAGGUUCCAUGAGUUUUUAAAGCAAGAGAAUGAGAUUGGAAACAUAACAAGGCAAGAGGCUGUCAGCAUGGUUCCUCCACUUUUCCUUGAUGUACUACUGGAUCUCUAUUCUUGA